CAGGGCCUCAGAAUCAGAUAUGGCCAUUUCACUCGCAAAUCGGUGUGCAUGGCAACUCAAAAUCAGAAACUUUUGUGCAGGAUAUCAUAAUUUGAGUGCUCAGGUCUCUUUUCUUGGGUGUUUUCAAAAGCAAAUUAAAAGCUUUCAUACCAAGAGUCAUGACUCUCAAAAGGCGGCUAAGGAUGAAAAUGAUGCUAAAACUCUGUCAGGAGAGUUUUACAAUGAGGAGCAACUGCAAAUACAAGAAACUGUCAAAAGAAUAAUUGAAGCAGACAUCAAUCCAUAUGUGGAUGAAUGGGAAAAAGCUGGCAUUUUUCCGGCUCAUGAAGUUUUUCGGAAGCUUGGCCAAGCUGGCCUGUUGGGCAUCAACAAACCUCAAGAGUAUGGAGGUUUGGGACUGAGCUACAAGUACAACAUGGCUUUCAUUGAAGCUCUUGGCAAUAUAAACUGUGGUGGCAUCCCUAUGGCAAUUACUGUUCAGACAGACAUGGCUACACCUGCCUUGACAUGGUUUGGCAGCGAGAAAUUGAAGCAAGAGUUUCUUGUGCCGAGCAUCAGUGGGGAGUUUGUGGCAUGCAUCGGCGUGAGCGAGCCUCAUGCUGGCUCUGAUGUUGCAAGCAUCAAGACGACAGCAAAGCGUGUUGGUGAUGACCUCAUCAUCAACGGCUCAAAGAUGUGGAUCACGAACGGCACUCAGGCAGACUGGAUGUGCUGCUUAGCCAACACAUCCACUGACAAGAAACCACAUCUCAACAAGAGCCUCAUUUGUCUGCCUCUCAAGACUCCUGGCGUACACGUUGCUCGCAAGAUCAGCAAGCUGGGCAUGCACAGCUCUGACACUGNAUCCACAUCACCAAUAAACCAAACACAAUCAUCACAGGAGACAUUAACGCCCACCACAACUCCUGACCUGUACGAGGGGGGAGCAGAUGUGCUGGCGCUGGCGUCGAUGGUUAAGCUGAAGGGCGGGCGGCUGGGCAGGGAGGUGGCCGACGCCUGCCUCCAGUACUGGGGCGGCAUGGGCUACACCGACGAGGUGCUGGUGAGUCGUGCGUUCCGCGACAUGCGUCUGGGCAGCAUCGGUGGAGGCGCUGAUGAGGUCAUGCUGAGCAUCAUAGCCAAGACCAUGGGCACCCUGCCGCCCUUCAGAGACUAACUUCUGUUGCUGCUGAGCAUCAUAGCCAAGACCAUGGGCAUCCUGCCGCCCUUCAGAGACUGACUUCUGUUGCUGCUGAGCAUCAUAGCCAAGACCAUGGGCAUCCUGCCGCCCUUCAGAAACUAACUUCUAUUGGCAUCAUCUGCUUCAGUUGUUAUGGUUCCUUCGUUCGUUUUGGAUGCUCUGUGAAUCGUCUAAGCAACAAACUUAAUUACAGUGAUUGUUUCUGGAGAUAAAUUAUUUUGAAAUUCGAUGUUUGUCUACCGUGGACUGUUACAGGAACGAUAUACUGAGAGUGAUGAGUGACGACGAUAAGGACGAGAUAUAAUCAAUGUGCAAGAUUAUAUUCCUCGCGUUAUCAAGAAAUUCUGCAACUAUAACUAUUAUCUAAAUAAUCUGUAACCUUGUUCGUUAGUUUACCUUGGAUAUUUCGCCCACGUGAUGGAAGUUGGCUUGAUGUCUUGUCGGUGACGUUGAACUGGUGCUAUUUAUUUUAUAAAUACAUGUAGAACUGUUUACGCGAAAUAUGUCAGCGAUUCGUGUAUGGAAUUUAAAAUGUAAAGUGAUUGUUAUAACUAUUUUAUAUGGAUAUAUAUAUUUAUUUUUCUAGAAGCUUCUCCUCGAUUUACUUCCACGUUGGCAUCCUUUUCUCUGACCUCUGUGCUGACACCCUUUAACAAUUGUUCCCUUAACCUCGCUCACAAAUAUUACUUUCAAAUGGUCACUAGUGCAAUUAGACCUCAAAUCUCUCCCACCUCAAGUUACUUUUAGAUUCUAUUAUUAUCACCAGCAUUAAAGAUAACAAAAAAGUGCAUAUAUACACCCCUUUUGGGUGAAUAAACGCAUUUGUUGGAUAAUUAUUGAAAACUUCUCAAAUCACUUGAGACCUUCCGCCUCUGGCGAUUUAUAUUUUCAACUUUUGGCGUGAAAUAGUUUGAUAGUUAACCAAACUACUGUUUUAAUUAUUAUCAUCGUUAUAACUACUGCUAGUAAAGUAGUUACCGUUACUUUUCCUACUACUUACUACAGCUACUGUGCUAGUACUACCUAACUACCGUUACUACUACUACUUACUACCUACGUAGCUUAGCUCAUCAGAUUUUGCUUCCGUGACGUCAUAAAGUACGGUUAGGUUUGCGUCGUGUCUCGUAACUUGCUGCAUCUUAUGUUGUUUUUAAGUUUCAUGUGGUGCUAAUGUUGUGAAAUCAUGCGACCUUCAGAAUUUCAGUUUUUAAUAAUAAAUCUUGUUAUUUGAGAACGUGCUUGUGCAGCGUAACAAAACAAUUCCAUUUAAACGUUGGAUUUUGGAAAUAAUUGUACAGUGUUAUAAUAAAUGCAGGAAAAUG
Molecule: messenger RNA, 2502 nt
Organism: Hyalella azteca
Lineage: Eukaryota; Metazoa; Arthropoda; Malacostraca; Amphipoda; Hyalellidae
Product: probable acyl-CoA dehydrogenase 6
Exons: 8
Coding region: 20-1156 (378 amino acids)
Biological process (GO): fatty acid beta-oxidation using acyl-CoA dehydrogenase
Molecular function (GO): acyl-CoA dehydrogenase activity; flavin adenine dinucleotide binding
Source: RefSeq, a predicted model, not a curated record